Fusarium sp. VM40 is the source of this 1212-nucleotide messenger RNA. Lineage: Eukaryota; Fungi; Ascomycota; Sordariomycetes; Hypocreales; Nectriaceae. The record is from the annotation of a GenBank genome assembly.
AUGAACUCGCCGCCGAAUUCGAUUCCUCGCCAACCCGACUUCUCUACAAUCUCUGAUUCUCCAAAGCCGCGAAAUGACGGCCCUCAUCCACCAAAACCCCCUGAUAAGGACAAUGCCCGCCCCGUGUCCCGUCACCUUAUGGUUCCCCCGUCUCCAUCCUCCUCCAACAUCUCUCCGCUUGCCGUCAGUUCGACACACGAGGCUGAGCUAAUAAGAAGUAUCGAGGAUGGCGAUCGCGCGACAGAUGACCUUGACGAGACACGGAGUUUGACAGAGAGUAUACGGCAGCAUAUAAUGGAUGGCAAUUUGCGUUACCACAGCUAUAGACAGGGCCGGUACCUAUUCCCCAACGAUGAAGCUGAACAGGAUCGCGAGGAGCUCAAACACAACUUGACCGUGUAUCUGUGUGAUGGCAAGCUGUUUUUUGCGCCAAUUGAAGAUCUGCUUGAAAAAGGCGCCGAGGUGCUCGACCUGGGAACGGGGAUUGGAAAAUGGUGCAUUGAUCUUGCCGACAACUAUCCAAAAUCGCAAUUCCACGGCAUGGACCUUUCUCCGAUACAGCCUGACUGGGUUCCCGAGAAUGCCAUCUUUUUCGUCGACGACAUAGAGCAUGAAGCUGGCUGGACAUAUCCAGAGGGAACAUUCGACUAUAUCCACAUACGGCAUGCCGUACACUCGCUCAAGGAUAGAGAACUAGUGUGGGACCGCAUUUGGAAACACUUAAAACCAGGAGGUUACGUGGAAGUACAGGAGUUCCAACACAUAGCAGCUUGCGACGACUCUUCAUGCGACGGCCCCUAUGCGUGGCGCGACUUCAUGAGCUAUCUUAGAGACGGCAUGGCUGCUCUCGGCUCUGACAUCGACGGUAUCACCCAUGUUGAGCGCGAGCUCUACGAAGCAGGCUUCGAGAAUAUCACAACCAAGAACUACAAAUGCCCAGUAGGCCCAUGGGCCAAAAAGCCACGGCUUCAAGAGUGCGGUCAUGUUAUGCGCGAUAUUGUGAUGUGGGGUCUCGUUGGUCUAUCUCGACGACCGUUCCGCGAUGGCCUCGGAUGGACAUUAAUCCAAAUCGAGAUGUUCCUCGUUGAAGUCCGCAAGGCCUUAAUGGAGGAUGUCAACGGAUUGCCCAAGUAUCACACCUAUUUCCCUUUUACCAAUAUAUACGCUCGAAAGCCCCUGGAACCGUCAACUCAAGCCGAGGCAAGCGCUUGA